AUGCAGGAGUACGACGAAGAGUUCGCCAUCGGCUCCAACGUUGUCGUUGCCAAGGGACGUAUGGACCAUCAACGCUAUGCGAUCAAGAAAUGCGACAGCCUGUUCAAGCACAGUCGAGAGAUGAAUCUCAAACUUGCAUACACCAUCCAAGAAGCAAGAAUAUUUCUGCAUGUGAAGCAUCCGAACCUGGUGAGAGUCUUCGACUUCUUCACGGACGGGCCAUGUUUCUGUGUGGUGCUGGAGUAUUGCUCGCUGGGAACUUUACGGCAUCAGGUCGAUCACGCCAUGAAACAUCAGCUGCAGCUGUCUGAGCCAACACUGUGGCGGUGGAUGACGGAGAUUCUGCUCGGGGUGUCAUUCUUGCACAAGAUGAGGAUCGUACAUCGUGAUCUGAAGCCAGAAAACGUCUUCUUAGCUGGUUCUCAACUACCAGGAACGAUCAAGGUCGGCGAUCUUGGCAGCGCUAGGAUCAUGAAGGGUGGGGAGACGGCUCUCAAGACAAACUUCGUCGGAACAGAAGGAUAUGCUGCGCCGGAAAUACACCAAUCACAACCUUACGAUGAGAGAGUCGACUUGUGGAGCCUUGGAAUCGUGUGUAUAGAGCUUGCUUGUUUGAAGCGACCGUCGGAAAGGAGCUUGAGUAGCAGCGGCUUCCUAGAGAAGACAUUUUCUCCUUAUCCGAGAGGUGCUGGAUAG
Molecule: messenger RNA, 696 nt
Organism: Guillardia theta CCMP2712
Lineage: Eukaryota; Cryptophyceae; Pyrenomonadales; Geminigeraceae
Exons: 7
Coding region: 1-696 (231 amino acids)
Biological process (GO): protein phosphorylation
Molecular function (GO): protein kinase activity; ATP binding
Source: RefSeq, a predicted model, not a curated record